Messenger RNA from Knipowitschia caucasica, 2154 nucleotides. The record is from the annotation of a GenBank genome assembly. Lineage: Eukaryota; Metazoa; Chordata; Actinopteri; Gobiiformes; Gobiidae.
AUGGCCAACCACCUGGAGCUGAUCCAGGAGCUGCAGCAGCUGGACAAGGUGCCCAGUCUGGAGAGGCUGCGGGCGGCUCAGAAGAGGAGGACCCAGCAACUGAAGCGAUGGGCCGUGUACGAGAAGGAGAUGCAGAGCAAGAAGAAGAAAGCAGACAAGAAGAGCCGCUGCAUCAACAACAACCAGCGGGAGCUCAAGAGGCACGUGUCGUUCGCUGCUAACGUGGCUUUGCUGGAGGCAUCGGCGCGGAACGAUCCAGAAGAAGUGCGGCAUCUUCUGAAGAACAACGUGAGCCCGGACCUCUGCAACGAAGAUGGCCUCACCGCUCUACACCAGUGCUGCAUCGAUAACUAUGAGGAGAUGGUGAAGAUCCUCCUGGAGCGUGGAGCCAGUGUGAACGCUCAGGACAACGAGCUGUGGACGCCGCUGCACGCCGCCGCCACCUGCGGACACGCCGGCCUCGUCAACAUUCUCAUCGCACAUGGGGCCAACCUCCUGGCCGUUAACUCGGAUGGAAACAUGCCCUAUGAUCUCUGCGAGGACGACCCCACACUGGACAUCAUCGAGACGGCCAUGGCAAACAGAGGCAUGUCUACGGCUACCACCCCCGCCAAAGGGUCGGAUCCGAAGCCGAAGGAGGCUGCAUCCCGCUCAUGUCCCGCGUCAUGCGGGUCUGCCAUCUCAGGCAGGGACCCUCACCCUAUGUGCAUAACCUGCAUGGGCGCUAAACACGCUCAGGCAGCGCUCGCUGACCGCGAGUCCUGCGGGUAUUGCGCAUCUAUGCCUGAGAAAAUAUUGGAGAGGAGGCUCAGCGUUGCGGUGGCUCAUCCCCACGACCCGUUGCUGGCGGGGACCACCGAUAAACCCACAGCCGUCACUCAACAGCCCCGUAAGACUGAACUAUGGUCAGAUAUGCUGAAUGACGAUGACGCUGAUAUGCCGCCAUUAUUCGAGGACCUGCUCGAAGUGGACCCAGGCGACGAGGGCGCAGACGGCGAUGAUGCCGCUUCUGACUUCCUCGAGGCUGUGGAUAUGGAUGAUGUGGAGGAGGACUCUACAUUCCCAGCGGCCCAGUCCCGACCCUCCAGCGCAUCUGAGGCUGCGACUCCCGUCGAUAGCAGCCUAUAUGAUGUGUGCAAGCGCGCUGCCGCCUGGCUUAACAUCCCCUGGCCAGCCGCUGUAGAUGCGGAGGAUGGGGAAAGGGAUUUAUAUGACGGUAAACGGCUCCCGCCAGCGCAUCCACCUCCGAAGCAACUUCUCCCUGCUGUCAGCGCAUGCAUGAGAGAGGUGGGGAGGUUUUGGAAUAACCCACUUAGGAGCAAGCUUCCUGUACAGGGCUAUUCAAAGCUGGAGAUCUAUGGGAUGAAGGAGCUGGGGUUGGCCGAACCCCCAGCGGUGGAGCCUUCAGUGGCUUUUCACCUCCAUCCUAAUCGCCGUUCCGUCUCAGCCUCAAGUCAGGUUUCCCUGCCCACAAAAUCAGAGAGAGUUACAUCCUCCAUUCUGCAACGCAUGUACAGAUAUGCUUCUCAAUCUGCAUGCGUACUGAAUACUGUGACUUUACUGUCCGGUUAUCAAGGGGAACUACUUGAGGAAAUGGGACAACAGCUGGACUCCGGGUCUCCUAACCCGGUCCUCUGGGAGGAAAUCUGCGUGGUAAAUGACCUCAUCCUACGCUCUACUCGUGGAGCUGUCCAGGGCUGCGGCCAUGUCAUGGGACUGGCCGUAGCGGGUGAGAGGGGUCUAUGGCUCAACCACUCAGGUCUGACAGACGCUCAGAAGGCUGAAGUUAUGGACACUGCUUAUGACCCUACCAAAGGUCUAUUUGGUCCGGCCCUGGAGAAGAUGGAGACCAGUACCCUCCGUAAAGAGGAGGGUGCGGCCUUUAAUCUUUGUCUGCCAAGGAAACAACCUCCUCGUCCAGCGCAGCCCCAGAGAGCGGGCCCCUCUGGACAGACAGGCCCCAGGGUUCCCAGGGCGGGCCCUGGGCCGCAGAGGGGGGCAACCCAGCACCCUGGCCAGCAUUCCAACCAGCAUUCUGGCCAGCAGCAACGGCCAGGCAACUCCAGACCAUGGGGAAAACACUCCUAUGCUGCGGCUGCAGCAAAAAACCGCUCUUCUCAGCCCGGGGAGAGCAAAAAGAAGCGCAAUUCCUAG